AUGUACUACACUACAGGACAAAGCGGAGGAAAGAAAUAUAGAAAUAUGCAAACGAUGUUUCCUGAGUAUACAGCAGACAUAAUAAUGAGAUGGGACAAGUGGACAACGAAAGCGCAGACGAGAAAGGAUUUGGCGGGUGUGCCACUGGCGAUGGCUGUUCGUCUGGAUGCGAGCUGGGGCAAUAAAUGGUCCCAGCUCGACGGCGAUCUGAUUUACGGCUUGCCAUUUACAAGCGUCUUUGUUUCGAAACUCGAAGCCGUGUAA
Molecule: messenger RNA, 264 nt
Organism: Strongylus vulgaris
Lineage: Eukaryota; Metazoa; Nematoda; Chromadorea; Rhabditida; Strongylidae
Source: the annotation of a GenBank genome assembly